UUCACACACAAGUUGGACCACACGAUCACUGUUGAGCAAGAUGUCCUUGAAGCUUUACGGUCAUCCCUUGUCGACUUGCACGCAUCUCGUAGCCGUCGUUUGCAAGGAGAAACGCGUCUCAUACGAGUACAUCGAGAUUGACGUGUUCAAGGGCGAGCAGAAGGCGCCAGAGUUCGUUGUCGUGCAUCCCUUUGCCCAGGUUCCUUAUAUCGACGAUGAUGGCUUCAAGUUGUUCGAGUCGCGUGCCAUCGCCCGCUACCUAGCCAAGAAGUAUACCUGCCAGGGCACAGAGCUCAUCCCUUCAGACCCGCUUGAGGUGGCCAUCUUCGAACAGGGGGCAUCUAUCGAGACUUUCAACUUUUUCCCCUUAGCGCAACGAUUUGCCAGGGAGUUGCUUUUUAACCCGAUGCAAGGCUUCGCUUCCGAUGAGGGUCGUGCCAAAGAGGCCUAUGCUAAGCUUAACGCCAACCUCGACGCGUACGAUGAGAUCCUCGGAAGGCAAAGGUACAUUGGUGGUAACAUGAUCACCCUCGCAGAUCUGUUUCACGUCCCAUAUGGCUCUCUUUUGGUCCAAAUCGGCCGGGGUGAAGUGUUCGAGUCGCGUGCCAACGUGGCCAGGUGGUGGAAGGAGAUCUCAUCCAGACCAUCUUGGCUGGCUGUUCAGGAAGAGUUCAAACUGCAUGAAUAUAAGUUCACAUCUGUUUAGAAGCGGACGGCACAUAUGGCUUACGAAACGAUUGCCCAACAUUUGUAAUGUGAAGCACGGAUCUGUACAUAUCAUGAACAACACGCCAAUGGUUAGUACCUUUCUGUGGGUAUCCCACGGUGGAGCGA
Molecule: messenger RNA, 834 nt
Organism: Coniophora puteana RWD-64-598 SS2
Lineage: Eukaryota; Fungi; Basidiomycota; Agaricomycetes; Boletales; Coniophoraceae
Product: glutathione S-transferase
Exons: 4
Coding region: 41-706 (221 amino acids)
Cellular component (GO): cytoplasm
Molecular function (GO): glutathione binding; glutathione transferase activity
Source: RefSeq, a predicted model, not a curated record